GGCAUUUCAAAUGUCAUCGAGAAGGCAGAGACUUCCCUUGGAAUCCCUAGUCCCAGUGAAAUUUCAACUGAAGUCAAGUAUGUAGCAGGAGAGACAAAUGCCAAAGAGAAUGAAAACUCCUCCCCAGUGGCUGGGGCAUUUGGUGUAUUCUCGACCAUCUCUACUGCUGUUCAGAGCACAGGAAAGAGUGUUAUAGUGGGGGGUUGGAUGCCUUAGAAUUCAUUGGAAAAAAGACAAUGGAUGUGAUAGCAGAAGGGGAUCCUGGAUUUAAAAGAACCAAGGGUCUGAUGAACCGAAAUGCUACACUAUCCCAGGUUUUACGAGAGGCGAAGGAGAAAGAAGAGAUACGGGCCUCCAAUGAGGUUACCGUGGAAACAGACAAGAAAACUCAUUAUGGGCUACUCUUUGAUGAAUUUCAAGGCCUUUCACAUCUAGAAGCUCUGGAGAUGCUUUCCCGAGAAAGUGAAAUAAAGGUGAAAUCUAUCCUUAAUUCUCUGAGUGGAGAAGAAUUAGAGACUCUAAAAGUUGAAUUAGAGCAACUCAAAGAAGCAUUUUCUCUAGCAGAAUUUUGUGAAGAAGAGGAAGAAGAGAAAAAAGGGGAUGAAGAUUUUACCAAGGACAUAACAGAGCUGUUUUCCCAGCUGCACGUUUCCUCCAAACCAGAGAAACUUGCCAGGGCAAGAAACACCGCCCACGAAUGGAUCAGGAAGUCUCUGACCAAGCCAUUAGCAGAGAAUGAAGAAGGAGAAAAACAGUCGGAAGCAGAAAAUACUGAGCAAGUCAACAAAAAUUCAAUAGAGGAUAUCCAUGCGUUUGCAAUCCGGAGCCUGGCUGAACUGACUGCCGGCUCAAUUGAACUAUUCCACAAAACAGCUGCAUUGGUUCUGCAUGGCAGGAAGCAGGAAGUGACAGCCAUAGAAAGGAGCCAAACUCUUUCCCAGAUGACAAUUGUGUUGUGUAAAGAGUUGUCCUCUCUGUCUAAAGAGUUCACCACCUGCCUAACAACUGCUGGGGUCAAAGAAAUGGCAGAUGUCCUUAACCCAUUAAUCACUGCAGUAUUUCUAGAGGCAUCAAACAGUGCCUCCUACAUCCAGGACGCCUUUCAGCUACUCUUACCUGUGCUAGAGAUCUCUCUCAUUGAGAACAAGAUUGAAUCACACAGGCAUGAGCUGCAGGGCCAGAAACCUUUGUUAGAACAUUGAAGAAUGGAGACGUUUUGACCUGGGACUUGUGACGGCCAAGGAAUGCCACCUUAUUCUGGCUACUCCUGCAGAAAUGAAGGAGUGGGGUUAUUUUAGUAUAUAAAAAUUCAGGCAGGAGAGAUGGUUUAAAGAGGAAGAUUGUUGCCUUCAGUGUUUGAUUGAAGUAUUCAGGUCCUCACAGUAUUCUUUCCAGUUGUUGUAAUUCAUAAAUUAUUUGAAAAGAAACUUUUGUAGAAAGUCCAAGAAUAAUAACUCUAGAUAAAGAUUAGUGGGACACUCAGGCAAAAAUGUUGGUCUUUCUUUGACAUGUUGCAAAAUGUUAUCAAUUUUGUCAUGGAUAUAAUUUGCAGCCCAUGGAUAUAACUGGUUGAUAAGCCAGAGAAAAAUAAUUUAGUGUUCUAAAAUUCAUGGCAUGUGUGGUUUAUUAAUGCCAUGUACUUUCUCCUUUCUGGAAUAAAAUCUAUGGCUUUAAGAAAACUGAAAAAAAAAAGUAAAAAAAAAAGAA
This is a messenger RNA of Gorilla gorilla gorilla (western lowland gorilla), 1707 nucleotides long. RefSeq names its product protein FAM114A2-like. Lineage: Eukaryota; Metazoa; Chordata; Mammalia; Primates; Hominidae. The record is from RefSeq and is a predicted model, not a curated record.